GAUUCUUUUGAAACCACAAUUGACAUUAUGGCUCCCACUAAGCUUGAGAGUAAAUGGCCACUCGCUUUAGAUCUUUACAAUUCCAAUCUACCAUGUCGCCUGGAAGGCGAUGUAGCUGAUCUCGUUGUGCUGGGUACAAUACCACACGAGAUUGAUGGAACGUUCUACCGAGUUAUGUGUGACCCCCUCCUCCCGCCGCAUCCUGGGAAUGUGCCUCUCGAUGGCGAUGGAAAUAUUUCAGCUCUACGAUUCCACAAUGGGCGUGUCGACUUCAAAAUGCGCUACGUUGACACUGAGCGUCUCAAGAUCGAGAGGAAAGCCGGAAAGGCCAUGUUUGGCUUGUAUCGAAACCCCUUUACUCAUCACCCAUGCGUGCGAGCGGCAGUGGAUUCCACUGCGAAUACCAAUAUUGUGUUUUGGGCCGACAAGUUUCUUGCAUUGAAGGAGGGUAGUUUGCCAUAUCAGGUAUUUACCCCCCAAAUACCGUUUAAUUAGAUAACUCUUUUUCAAGCAGAAACUCUAACCCUAAUUAAUAUUCUUUAUCAGGUUGAUCCCCACACCUUAGCGACGAUCACAUAUGAUCCAUUCAGGGAUCAGGGUAUCAAGUCGAAAACAUUCACGGCCCACCCUAAGAUCGAUCCGUUUACUGAUGAGAUGGUGGUAUUUGGGUACGAAGCUAAGGGGCUUGCCACCACCGAUAUUGUGGUUUAUGCCCUCGACAAGAAUGGGCAGAAGAAGGACGAGCAGUGGGUAAAAGCCCCUUGGUGCGGCAUCAUCCAUGAUUGUGCGAUUACGCCGAACUGGUUGAUUCUGGCACAAUGGCCGUUUGAUGCCAGUAUAGAGAGAAUGAAGAAAGGAGGACACCAUUGGGCAUGGAAUUAUGAUCGUGCCGCUACUUUUAUUGUUAUUCCAAGGCGGAAGACCACCAAACUCCCAGCAGGGUGGAAAGAGGGAGAGUACAGAGUCUAUACCAGCAAAAAUGAAAUGCUCAUACACACUGCCGGCGCUUGGGAGUCCGACGACGGAAGUACGCUCUACUUGGAAACCACAAGGGUAAGUUCCAGUAAGCUGUUAAAGCAUUCAGCAUCCUUGGGGGAAAAGUGGGUCAUCAAGAUAUUUUGGCUGACUAUCUUUGCACAGGUCCACGACAAUGCAUUUCCAUUCUUUCCAACGGAUGACGGGAGGUAAGCUGAAUCCUUGGAAACCCACCUUUCUACUUCCAUGGUUCAGGAUUCAGCAAAAAAUAUUUUGUAUCUUGACCAAAUAAGUUGACUAACUCUGUCCGGGAAACAGGACACCUGCUCUAGACGCAAAAGCCGACUUGGUGCGCUUUACGUUUGACCUCAACCAACCCACAGACACCACAGUCACGAAGUCCGAAACCGUUUUGGACUGUCCAGCUGAAUUCCCUCGUAUCGAUGAGCGGUUUCUUUCUAAGAAGUAUGAUAUAGCUUGGUUGAACGUUUUAACACCCCCCGAGCAUCGUGAUGUCAAAUCUGAUUUAGAGGAGGAUGGAACAAUUCUGCAAAGGCUUGACGGGGUGGCGCAAUAUCAUAAAUCGACGGGAAAGAUUGAAUAUUACUUUUCUGGGCCAGACGCAAGUGUGCAGGAGCCUGUCUUCAUCCCACGAUCUGACAACGCCCCGGAAGGUGAUGGGUGGGUGAUGUUUAUGGUUGAGAGGCGAACGACCAACUUGUGCGAGGUGGUGAUUGUUGACACUCGGGAGUUUCACAAGCCAAUUGCUGUCAUUCAACUGCCUUUUCAUAUGAAAGCUCAGGUCCACGGUAAUUGGGUGGACCAGCGGCUCUUCAAAGAGAGAAAGAGUCUAGUUCGAGAGGAUGAGGAGUUUAAACAUAGUGGGAGGGGUGCUCUGGAGACUUGGGACAUUUAA
Messenger RNA from Hymenoscyphus albidus, 1891 nucleotides. The record is from the annotation of a GenBank genome assembly. Lineage: Eukaryota; Fungi; Ascomycota; Leotiomycetes; Helotiales; Helotiaceae.